UACGUCAGAGGUCGGAGUUGAAAGGUGAGGGAGGAGGGCUCGUGCUUGGAAGGUUCGCGGGAAACGUCCCAAAACAAAUCGGUUCUGGUGGACACGCGAUCGACUCCAGACACAGUUUGAACUUGUCAAUCAAAAGGCAAACUAAUCGAUCUGAUCGAUCACAGGUGACGGUGAUCGUGACUGACGGUACACAGCGGGCUGAAGCACUCGGUGACCGGCGACAGAGAUGGCGGAGAGACCCGAAGACCUGAACCUGCCCAACGCGGUGAUCACACGCAUCAUCAAGGAGGCGCUCCCAGACGGGGUGAACGUGUCCAAAGAAGCCAGGAGAGCCAUUUCCCAAGCUGCCAGUGUGUUUGUGUUGUAUGCAACAUCCUGUGCGAACAACUUUGCCAUGAAAGCCAAACGGAAAACUCUGAACGCAGGAGAUGUUCUGGCUGCGAUGGAGGAAAUGGAGUUUGAGAGAUUCCUGGAGCCGCUCAGGGAAGCUCUGGAAGUGUACAAGAAGGGCCAGAAGGGAAAGAAGGAAGUGUCCGAGCAGAAGCGUAAAGACAAAGAGAAGAAGGCUGACUCUGAGAACGAUAAGAGCAGAGAGGAGGAGGAGGAGGAGGAGGAAGAGCGCAUGGAGGACGAACCUGAAGCUGAGAACGAAGCCGAGGAGGAGGAGGUGGAGAACUGACGAAGCUCUGAUGAUACGAACGAUGAAAUGCACUCCGGUCACCGGCCUGGACGUGAUGCGUUUAAGUGACGCUCGGCCAUGAAUCAACACAUCCAGGUUCACAGUGCAGCACGGCGAGCUCUAAGGAGGCGGAGCUCCCUUAAUAACGUACUUCUCUGUGCAGCUGCCGUCUUCCAACCUGAUAAGAAACAAAGCACAAGGUCAAACCACGUCCUGCACUUCCUGCAUCUUUGUCCGUUUUGUAUUUUUGUGUAAAUAUCCGCGUCACCUUUUGAUACGAACGUUCCCGACAGGAAGCGACAUUCAGUAGUUCAGAAAGUUAAACUCAAAGAUUCAGUUACACUUAGUUAAUACACUUUUCAGUCAGUUUACCACAGAAGGAAGUGACAACACAGACGGUAGUUUGACCUGCGUUCAGGUAGGAAUAGUUCUGAAAAGUUUCACCUUCAGGUUAAGAAACAUACUCAGUCUAGUCGCCAGAAUAAAUGUUGGCAUUUUAUGUUUCUGCAAAACACAGAUACGUUACCUUCGUACGUUAUUAUGUAGCAUUUAAACUUUACAUUUAAACAAUGCUGUGGUUAAAUACUUGUGAAAGGCACCUGAAAGCAGCACAAAAAGAAGUGAUGUUGCUCCAGGUUGUGUUUAUGUUUAGGCACAAAGAAAAAACACUCGUCACGGUGGGGAAAAGGUCGUGCUCUGGCUUAAUAUACCGGUUCUUUGUGGCAGUGUCCCAGCAGGAAAUACAGCAAUGUCUCGGUAAAGAACAGCUGCUUUUUGUGCUGCUGUCCUCGGUAGAAAAAUAGCGACUAGUCCCUAAAAACAUCCACAUGGAAGACGAAGCUUUGACUCACUGAAAAACAGUUGAUUUUUUUGUUUUUUUGGUCUGCAGCUUGUCCACCGUCCCCUCCACCUCCUGAGGACAGGCAGCUCAUACAGUAGGUCAAUUUAAAAAACGUUGAUUUGAUUCGUAUGAAAUGUAUUCAUGGUUUAUAGGAACGUACGAUGCCAACAUUUUCUUCUGGCGACUGGACUGAUGUGUUUUUUAUUUGACAAAGAAUCCAAAGUUCUCAAAUGUUAGACGCCAUGCAAAAGGAAGAAGUUUGUAGAACACGCUGCCAAAAAUAAGAAACAGUCUAAUAUUUGUAAAACAUGGAUUUAAAUCAGGAACUUUUUGAUCCAAGACAACAAAAUCUGACCUGAAGUUUUGAUUCAAGGCUUCUACACUUGUUCUGAAUUUAGCGUGCUGGCUGGAUUUGUGUUUUGUUCAGUAACUAGGUGUUUUCCUACUAACACACAAACAGUUUGACAAACUACUAGCAGCAGAUACCGAGCGUCCAACAGCUACAUGUGAUAAAUUCUACAUUGGAAGCUUCACACCUGUAACGACUGUUAGUUAAAACCUGUUGUGUUGGACGACAUGAGUUGAGCAUGAACAGCUGCAGCAGUGUGUCUGCGUGCGGUUCCUCUUUGUUCCUGAUCUGCUGAGUUUUUGAAGCAUUUAUACUUUUGUAGGAUUGUAUAUGAGUGGCUGAGAUUUGCAAUAAAUAUUUUGUAUGAAAAGCAAAACUGCAGUGAAUCAUGAGCGACCCUGACAACCCCUCACACCCACCACAGCCCAGCUCAGUCCUCCAUCCUGCAAACGUGACUCCACUGACGCAGACACGACGUGUUCACUGCAGCUGCAGUCAGAGUGAUGUUCAUGGAUCUUCAGAUUUAAACUGGAAUAAAACCUGCUGAAUAUUCUGUCACAAAGCAGAUAAAUCCUUAGUUUGCUGAGAGUUCAGUCGGACUUCUUAAAGUUAUAAAAAAGACUCAUAACUAAAAAUAACUGGCUGUUCACAGUUCAUGCUCACGAUGCAACGUUUCAAACAUUUUAGUGUUCAGUGUCAAAUGACCAAAGACCAGGGACCGCUUGCACAAAACACCUCAAGUAUGACACUUAAAAGGUUUAAUUUCUCCUUAGCUGAGGGACACAGUUGCACAGAAUCCCUUAAAAGGUUUCCUUAGUUAAGGAAAAACUUGUUUACUGCAUUGAAAGAUUUUACAGUAUAGUUUUUCAGUGAAAAAAUAUCAAAAGCAAAGACAAGAAAACCAGAAAUACUUAAGUGAACAUUUUAUGAGAACCUGAAGGAGAAGAGUUAAGGGUGUUGUGUGCAACCCAUUUUAUUUGAACAAGGACAGGGGUCGCCAACAUAUUUGAACUUUACAUGAAGGUAACACAGCCUGUUAAGUCUAAAUUAGUCAUCAACAUUACUAAUAGGUCUAAAUAAGUAGUAAUUAAUAUGUUUUACCUUAAAGUGGCUUCUCUGCAGUCAGCUCUUUAUGAUUAUUUGGUAUUUUAACUUUGCAGUGUUGGUGGUAAAAGUGAAUAAACCUGUGCAGUAGUAAACGGCA
Epinephelus fuscoguttatus (brown-marbled grouper) is the source of this 3073-nucleotide messenger RNA. It is a transcript of the gene pole3, whose product is annotated as polymerase (DNA directed), epsilon 3 (p17 subunit). The record is from RefSeq and is a predicted model, not a curated record. The coding region runs from base 227 to 679 and encodes 150 amino acids. Gene Ontology annotation, cellular component: epsilon DNA polymerase complex; CHRAC. The transcript has 5 exons. NCBI's taxonomy places the organism in Eukaryota, Metazoa, Chordata, Actinopteri, Perciformes, Serranidae. Gene Ontology annotation, molecular function: chromatin DNA binding; protein heterodimerization activity. Gene Ontology annotation, biological process: DNA damage response; heterochromatin formation; leading strand elongation.